GUGUUCGUAGAUACACAGAUGUUGAAGCCACCGUGUAAUGUGCAGCAGCGGGUGUCUCGGUGUAAGCGCAGGUUUCCUCUCUCUUAUCACCCUUAUCUCAGCCGUUAUCAGCGGUUCCUGGUUAUACACCCGUGAGUCUGUCAGGCUGCCGGGCAGUCAAUCAGUCACUGCAGUAACAUUCCGCAUCGGCCUGUGGCGUGUCUGUCCGGCACUCAAGAGGAUCGUCACGUCUCCUGGCACUCUCCUGCCGGCACCGGGAUGUCAGCUGAUUCAAUAUUCGAGCUGGCCGGAAGUAAAAGAAACCGACCUCGGAAUAUCCUGGUCCUCACUCGAGUUCACUCCAUCUUUUGUCACUAAAAUGAGGUAUGCUAUGCCGUUGGUAGCUCUCGCACUAGCUUUGUUGAUGUUGGCAACACUGUUCGCUCUACUAGGCCAUUGCCACGCCGAUCUCAAGACACUGGUAGCUUGCGGCCUCUAUACAAUUGGAGGACUGAUGCUUGCCAGCGGCCUGAUCGUCUUCGUCUCAGUAUUGAGUGACGUGACUACGGGUCCGAAGAAACUGGAGUACCGCUACGGUUGGUCCUUCCAUGCGGCGGGAACAGCGUUCAUCCUGUCUGAGAUCGCUGCUCUGGUGUCUAUCUCAGCAUACCUGGGGCGGUUCUCCAGUGUGGAGGACAUGGUGAGGGCGAUGGUGCCUGGGGCUGACAGGAAGUUGAGGCAUCGGCAGCUCUGCGACGAUUACCUUGGCAGGACGGAACAGGGGGUUGAAAAUUCACUCCCGACACCCCCAGAUGUCUGUACUGCCAAACCUCAACUGGGACCCAUUAGUGGAAGGAAAUCUCUAAAAGGAGUUCCUAUCACUAACAUGUACGACGGGAUAGCAAAACCACCUCUUCACAAGAGACCUCAAGAUCCCCUGAUGCCACAGAGUCAUCCAGCAACACUUGUACUGCCAGAGCAUGAACGCUACCGCUACACCACUAUAAUCCACCAGGGUCUUCUAGGUGUAGCUGAAGGUUCGUCUUCUUCAGGUUCUUCUGCGACAUCUGGUGGUUCCUGCAGCCAUUCCCCGCCUCGCAGCCGACUGCCCGCGCUGUCACCGUCCCGCGGGCGACUCCCAGUCCACUCUCCGCACUGCCCCAGGAGUAGCUCGCCCUCUAGCGUUAGCCUUGGUUACUGUUCCGCUGUCACGUGACAUCCGCCAACCAGCCAUCCACUGGAAAAUAUCACGUAGGAGAUACACUUUGGUUUGCAGGACUAGGAAUAUGACGGGUUUUACCGUUAUUCUCAUAUCUUAAAACAAUAAUUUGGUUAUUUGUAUUGAGUAGUAUAUCAACUACCA
This is a messenger RNA of Homalodisca vitripennis (glassy-winged sharpshooter), 1342 nucleotides long. Its product is annotated as voltage-dependent calcium channel gamma-5 subunit-like. The transcript has 4 exons. The coding region runs from base 38 to 1195 and encodes 385 amino acids. Gene Ontology annotation, cellular component: AMPA glutamate receptor complex; postsynaptic density membrane. NCBI's taxonomy places the organism in Eukaryota, Metazoa, Arthropoda, Insecta, Hemiptera, Cicadellidae. The record is from RefSeq and is a predicted model, not a curated record. Gene Ontology annotation, biological process: positive regulation of synaptic transmission, glutamatergic; calcium ion transport; postsynaptic neurotransmitter receptor diffusion trapping. Gene Ontology annotation, molecular function: voltage-gated calcium channel activity; channel regulator activity.